AUGGUCAUCGGCGGUGCUGGAGGUUCUGUCCAGAAGCCUGAUGAUCAGGGUGUGGGCUCCCUCGUGCUUGUCGACGCCAUCAUCGCCAACACCAAGAACGGCAUCGUCACCACCCUCAAGUCGGACCACGCAACCUCGUUCCUGCUGCAAAACGUGGGCUUCUUCAACGUUGAGACCGCAGUCCAGGACAGGGCUGGCGGCCAGGUUCUCGUGGCCGGCGGCAAUCAAGUCGUCCUGGACAGCUGGGGCUUUGGGCUCCUGAGCAACGCGGCCGGCGAGCUGUCGACUUUUGUCAAUGGCGACGCCAUCCCCGCUAUGAACCGCCCCAAGGAGUUCCUGGGCAAGAGCUAUGACAGCAUGAAGCCCAACCUGUUUACCCGCAGGCGGCCCAAGUACUACGACGAGCCGCGAAGCAACAUCAUGAAUGUGCGCACGCUGGGAGCUAAAGGCGACGGCAGCACGGACGAUACAGCGGUUCUCAACUCCGUCCUCGAGGGCGCGGCCAAUACUUCUUCUAUCGUCUUCAUUCCGCAUGGUGUCUACAUUGUCACGGAUACUCUUCGCGUACCCCUUGGCUCUCGCAUCAUUGGUCAAGCUUGGUCCCAGAUUAUGGGCAAAGGCAAGACCUUCAGCGAUGAGAUGAGCCCCAAGGCUGUGGUGCAGGUCGGAAGGCCUGGCGACAGAGAUAUCGUUGAGAUUCAAGAUCUCUUGUUCACCGUCAAUGGUGCCACUGAAGGCGCUGUCAUUGUCGAAUGGAAUGUCCAAGAAUCUACGCAGGGGUCCGCUGGUUUAUGGGACUCUCAUAUUCGUGUCGGAGGUGCCGCUGGCUCCAAUUUGCAGUACAGAGACUGCCCCAAGGGCUCCUCCUCCGCCAUGAAGGACUGCAAGGCGGCCUCGGUCAUGCUUCACCUCAAGCCCAACUCGACUGCCUACAUCGAAAACAUGUGGGCGUGGGUGGCGGACCACGACCUGGACCGCAUCGACCUCGGCCAGCUGGACAUUUACACCGGCCGCGGCGUGCUUGUGGAGAGCCGGCUUGCAUAUUUCUGGGGCACGGCGUCGGAGCACGCGGUGCUGUACCAGUACCAGCUCUCCAACGCGGCCAACAUCCUCAUGGGCAUGAUCCAGACCGAGUCGCCCUACUUCCAGCCGACACCCGCGGCGCCGUACCCUUUCAAGGCCGGUAUAUUCCCCAACGACCCGACGUUUGAGGACUGCGCAGGGCAGUCCGACAAGUGCGCCGUCUCGUGGGCGGCGCGCAUCGUCGACUCGAGCUCCGUCUACAUCCUCGGCGCCGGCCUCUACUCGUGGUUCCACAACUAUGACCAGGCGUGCGUAGAGACAAACGACUGCCAGCUCCGCGGCGUCGAGGUUGAGGAGAGCUACGAUGUAUGGAUCUACAACCUCUGCACCAAGGCGAUUGUGGAGAUGGUGUCGCCCAAGAACAGCGCGCCGACGCUGGCCAAGGACAACGUCAACGGCUUCCUCUCCUCGAUCCUCGGCUGGCUGCAGGGGUCGCAGGACGUUUCCGGCCGGCGAAACUUCACCGGCUUUGCCGUGUAUGAGCCUGAUUUUGUAAAGAGGCUGGGCGUCUCGGACACUUGCGAGACGGCUCUCAAAGAGCACGUGUACUGCCAUGAGCAGGUGCAGGAUUUCCGGUCUCUAGACUUUCGAGGAUCUCUCAACAAUGUCACCCUGACGGAUCUUGUCUGCGCAGACGAAUGUCGCAAGAGCUUGGAAAGUUGGACAGCAAAUGUCAAGACUGCAUGCGCUGAUGUUAUAAUUGCCGAUGGUGUGGCGUACGCCCCAGGCAUGAUUAUGCUCUCUGGUAUGAACGAGACUUGUCUUCGUGAUGAGACAACCGGAGACUACUGCAAUGAUGUCAUCGACGGCUUCACAGAGGUGGACAGCAUAAAUGGCAUGCCCAUCCAGGAGCUAUGCUCCUACUGCAACGUCCAACGUCUUGCAGUCAUGCAGGAGACCAAGUAUUCCACCUUUGAUGCGCAUUUCAAGAGCGAGCUGGACUAUGUCAACAGCCACUGCCAGCUGAGCAAGAACACAACCGUCCCUGACCGCAUCUACCCCGACACACCCGGGGACGAUUCCUGCCAUAUGGGUGAAUGGUAUACUACCGAGGCCAAAAUUACAUGCGACGAUAUUUCUCUGCCGAGGAACAUCUCUUCCGCAUCCCUCUACCUCGCCAACCAGAACACACUCGCCACCUGCGGCACCAAGGACCCAAUCCCCUCGGGCACCAAGCUCUGUAUCCCGCCGUCCUGCUCGCACGUCUACCAGGUGGAGGGCAACUCGACCUGCUCCGACAUUGAGAUCAGGAUCAUCCCUUUCCCCGACAUCCGCGUCGGCGACGUGAGGAAGUACAACCGCUGGGUGAAUGUCGACUGUACAAACAUGGACGCAGUCCGCGCCUCGUACGGAAGCACAAUCUGCCUCGGCCCGCUCUUUGGCGACGCCGAGAUUGGCAUCAACUUUGAGGGCAACGUCGUGCCCAAGUACAGCGACGGCUACAACAGCAAAUUUGCUCCUUCUCCCGAGGGUGUCGCCGUGGCGGCGGGCACGACGCGCCACUGCGGCAACUGGCAUGUUGCCGAGGAGGCCGACACCUGCGUCACCAUUUGCGUGGGCCAGAAGAUUCCCGCGCAGCUUUUCCUCAAGGUGAACCCGUCGCUGGGCACGGAUCACGGUGCCUGCUCCGAGCACCUCGAAGCCGGUAAGGCGUACUGUGUCGGGCCCAACUACGACUGGGAGGAUCCCUGGAGCCCGAUCGACCCCGACCCUGAGCCGACGACCACAAAGACCACCUCCACAGCAACCAGCACCUCCACGUUGCCAACGCACACGCCGUCGUUCCACGUCAGGGCCUGCUACCACAACGACUGCACCGGCGACGUGCACAACAACCUGGACAUUGACGGCGACACCUGCAUCAACACCGACUGCAAGGUGGCGUCGCUGGACGUCGCGGCGACGGGCCUAUGCCCCGACGGCCAGGUCCAGAUCAGCUACUGGGAGAAGCCCAACUGCUCGGGAGAGUGGUACGGCUACGGUUACGCCAGCAGGGGACAGUGCCGCGGGCUCUGGACCGACGGUCGGAAGCUCCAGUCGCUGCAUCUGCGGUGCACGGCACCAAUUACCGACUGUGUCAACCAGGGGUCCUGCACGUAUGAUCCGGAGCCAGCGCAGGGUCAUUGUUAG
Akanthomyces muscarius is the source of this 3213-nucleotide messenger RNA. RefSeq lists its product as uncharacterized. Lineage: Eukaryota; Fungi; Ascomycota; Sordariomycetes; Hypocreales; Cordycipitaceae. Bases 1 to 3213 code for a protein of 1070 amino acids. The record is from RefSeq and is a predicted model, not a curated record. The transcript is spliced from 4 exons.